GUCUCUAUUAUUAUAUAAUAAUAAUAAUAAAUGGACGGUGAUAAAAAAGUCUAAAUCCCUAAUCUCGCAAUCGCAGAGCUUCUCGCCUCUCGUCUUCUCCAGCGUCCGAUCAAUCUUCUCUUUCUCCUCCGAUCACCCCCUCACUCUCUCCCGCCUUUUUCAAAUCAUCAUCACCACCCUCGCGCUCGCUCUCGCUCUCAGAUGGCGGAUUCACAGGCAAAGUCGUCGGGGAUGAGUCCCGGAGUAGGAGGCGGUGGAAGCCACGAGAGCGGCGGAGAUCAGAGCCCGAGGUCGAUGAAUGUUCGUGAGCAGGAUAGGUUUCUCCCGAUCGCUAACAUAAGCCGAAUCAUGAAGAGGGGUUUGCCUGCAAACGGCAAGAUUGCUAAAGAUGCUAAAGAGACUAUGCAGGAAUGCGUCUCUGAGUUCAUCAGCUUCGUCACCAGCGAAGCGAGUGAUAAGUGCCAAAGAGAGAAGAGGAAGACUAUCAACGGAGAUGAUUUGCUUUGGGCUAUGACCACUUUAGGAUUUGAAGAGUACGUUGAACCUCUCAAGUUUUACCUGACGAGAUACAGAGAGAUGGAGGGUGACAACAAGGGAUCAGGAAAAGGCGGGGAAUCAAGUGCUAAGAGAGAUGGUCAACCAGGCCAAUUUCUGCAGCAGGGCCAGCAAGGCUCUUUCUCACAAGGUCCUUAUGGAAACUCUCAAGUAAGUGCUUUCUCUUAGCAUAGAGGAGAAAUAAGAGUACACACAAGAAUUAGAACAGUUAAAUGGGUUCGCAUAUGAUGGUUCAAAUGCCGAACGCAGAGUAGUAGUAGAACAAUAUUCAUCACAAUCAACGGAGAGAUUCAUCUAUUCAUGUUCUUGUUUCUGAGAAUCUGAGCGAUCCACUGUUCAUAUAUUUGAACUGUGGUAUCUCUUGUAUAUGAUUGUGUUUUAGUUUGAGAAGAGAGUGUGGUUUGCUCAAAAUAUGAGAAUUGAGAAGCAACUUUUGUUUUCUAACAUUUGAUCGUUUUUAGUUUCUUAACUUUUGGUCUUAAGAGGCCUUAUUUAUUUA
Brassica napus (rape) is the source of this 1054-nucleotide messenger RNA. Its product is annotated as nuclear transcription factor Y subunit B-10. Bases 202 to 723 code for a protein of 173 amino acids. The record is from RefSeq and is a predicted model, not a curated record. Lineage: Eukaryota; Viridiplantae; Streptophyta; Magnoliopsida; Brassicales; Brassicaceae. Gene Ontology annotation, biological process: regulation of transcription by RNA polymerase II. The transcript has 7 exons. Gene Ontology annotation, cellular component: nucleus; CCAAT-binding factor complex. Gene Ontology annotation, molecular function: protein heterodimerization activity; DNA-binding transcription activator activity, RNA polymerase II-specific; RNA polymerase II cis-regulatory region sequence-specific DNA binding.